This is a messenger RNA of Pocillopora meandrina, 1512 nucleotides long. The record is from the annotation of a GenBank genome assembly. Lineage: Eukaryota; Metazoa; Cnidaria; Anthozoa; Scleractinia; Pocilloporidae.
CGCAACUGCCAAAUUUGGUGUCUUAGCUGAUGGUAGAAAUCAAAAUUUUGCUGGUUUUGAUUUAAUUUGUUAAGUUUUAACUCGAUCAAACCAAGCGGAACUGGACCGUGUGUUUGAAAGAAUGGAGCGCUUCACACUUGCUUGGGUUCUGUUUACGCUUUGUCUGUGUUCUGUGUUAGGAAGACCCGCAAAACAAAAGUCAUCACUCUUAAAGACGAUAGUCAAGAGAUGGGACUUGAUCGUCGAAAACGACCGUAAGUCAGUGAAGUGUUUAAUUUUAUGCCCGCUAUGUUAAGAUCAUCAAUUACCAACACAAACUCUAAGCGUGCCUAACGGGGUUCACAAUUCAUCAGAAAAAUUGACAAAGCACUUGAAAGAAAACCAUGAUCUCAAAACACAAAUUGUAUUUGAAAUGUCAGAAAACACCUGCUAGUCUGGAGUCAUGGCGAUGUAAAGAUUGUCAAUCAUUACUAUCACAUUCUCCUAAUCCUACCUAUGUGUUGGUCAAAGUUGGUGGGAAAGGUUUAUUUUGGCGCAAUAAAGCAUUUUAGGGUAAACUUGGGUUGAAGGAAUUUUGUUUUCAACCUUGUGACAUAGCCUACAUGUGAUUACCCCCCUCUCCCCCCCCCCCUGCGUGAUCCCUAAAGAGGAGGGGAGGGAGGAGAACUUCAUCAAGUUCGCUGCUGUCAACUUCCUCUUCCGCGCCGAAAAAAAGCCCGUGUUAGUCUGCCCCUUGCAUAAAAGGCUUCCCAAGAACUGAGGGCAGGAGGGACACCAACUCUUCAACAUUUUUUGAUUCAUCUAUCGGCCUAUAAAUUUAUUCAUUUAUGAAUUUUUUUUUUGCUGUACAAAUUAAAUCAUAAUGGUUCGGGGUCUGAGAGAGCAGCAUUCAUUCGACAUCACUGAAACGACAAGUUACCUGAGGUUGCUGAUCGAGUACAUGAUUAACCAGGUAGCUUCUUGGAAAUGAUUCGCAAUUCUCCCUUAAAACAGUUACACUAUUCCCUGGGUUAUCAUGGGCUCUGAAAUUUUCAAGCUGAGUCUUAAUUACUGACAUGAAAAGAAACUAGAUGCUCACUCAAACUUAUUAUCGGAAGUGACUCAGUUUUUGGCAGCAAAAUAUAGCAAAAGGUAAGGAUGACAUCGUAGAUUUCGCUUUGGCGGGUUUUUACAAGCUACAUCAUUUCCAUUACAGAUAGAUUGGAAAAGCACAACAAUUUCUUCGCAAUAAUGUGUAUGUUCAAUUUUAUUUACAAGUAACACAUACUUAAAUUUGUAUGCGCCAUUACCUGUUAGCCAUAUGUUGCGUCUAUGUUGAGUCCAUAGUUUGCAUACAACUCUGUCAGGAAGUAAUGGAAUUUCAGCGUCUCCUUCAUUCCUUGCAAAGGCUAGAAUUUCUUACCACCAUCAGUAGUAGCAGCUAUGAAGCAAAGGCUUCCAGAUUUUUCAUUACUGAUUAGGUAUGCCAAGCUUCAAGUCAUUUGUCUCUGUGCAUGGGAUACACUGGUUUAG